CACAAAAAACACAAAGCUUCUCAACCCCACAAGUAUGAAAUACUACUACUUUGUUGACAAAGACAUUGGGUUUCCUGAGCCUCUUCUGAGAAAGCAAACACAACCCUGAAAGCUUCAACAAAGGCUCAUUUUGGUGUUCAAACAAGGAAAGAUGACAAAGUGAAGAGUAAAAGCUAAAAAAGAGAGCAAAAGGAAUUGUUACAGCUUGUUCUAUAUAUAUUUUGCACGAAUGAUUCGAAUAAGCAGCUAAAUUACUAGUACUACUGUUACCAAUGAUGGCAGGAAACCCUAACUGGUGGAGCAUGAAUAGCAUGCAUCCACAGUCUCAUCAGCACCAGCAGUUUCCUUCCACCACUACUUUUCAUUCACCUGCUCCUCCUCCUCCUCCUCUUCCUCCACAGUAUAAUUUGUAUGGCGGAUCUUCUUCACCUCUUUCUGCCAACUCUUUGUCUGAUCAUCAUCCCAACCAAGACUUCCCACGCUCAUGGAGACAACUGCUCUUGGGUGGGUUAGCUAAUGAACAAGAAAGGUUUGUUGGCAGUCCUUUUCAAAACAAGAAGUUGGAGAACUGGGAAGACCAGACUUUGAACCCAUCUUUAAGAGUUCCUGUUUCUGAUGUGAAACAAGAGGUUGCUCUAAGUACUAGCGUACUUUUUGGAGCUGCUGCAGAUGAGGAAUUUCAAGCUUCUACUAGGCCUUCUUGGUCACAAGUCGUGCAAGCAUCUUCUCCGACCUCUUGUGUUACAAGUUUAAGCAGUAACCUAUUGAACUUCUCUAGUAGCAAAGCUGAAGGAAGGAAUCAAAAUCCAGAAAAUUCAUCUGAGUGCAACAGCUCGAUAGCCGGUGGUGUGUCUAAGAAGCCUAGGAUUCAACACUCCACAGCCCAACCAGCUCUUAAGGUAAGAAAGGAGAAGCUAGGGGAUAGAAUAACAGCCCUUCACCAACUUGUUUCCCCAUUUGGAAAGACUGACACUGCUUCUGUCUUAUCAGAAGCUAUUGGGUAUAUCAGAUUCCUUCAGGCCCAAAUUGAGGCACUUUCCUCUCCGUACUUGGGUAAUGUAUCAGGAGGAUCAGGGAGCAUGGGUCAGGGUCACCAACAACAAUCUGUUGUCCAAGAUCGGCCUAAGGACUUGAAGAGUAGAGGGUUAUGCCUGGUUCCCAUAUCUUGUACUCAGCACGUCGGAAGUGAUAACGGAGCAGAUUACUGGGCUCCAGCUCUUGGCGGAGGAUUCUAGUCGUGGCAGCAGUCUGCUCUCGCUUUAUCAAUGGAACCCCCUUAAUUAUGGAAUGAUAUAACAUCACCAGCAGUCAUUCUUCAAACUAAGACUGACUGCUCUUGAUGCUACUAUGCAUUCCAAGAGAGGAAGAAAAUUAAAAAGAUCAUAUGCUACUAGCUUUGUGUGUAAUGUAUAUGCUCUUCAAUCUCAAGUUCAUUUUAAUUCCACUCCCCUUCAUUCAAA
Messenger RNA from Coffea eugenioides, 1460 nucleotides. RefSeq names its product transcription factor bHLH68-like. The transcript is spliced from 7 exons. The record is from RefSeq and is a predicted model, not a curated record. Gene Ontology annotation, biological process: regulation of transcription by RNA polymerase II. Bases 273 to 1235 code for a protein of 320 amino acids. Gene Ontology annotation, cellular component: nucleus. NCBI's taxonomy places the organism in Eukaryota, Viridiplantae, Streptophyta, Magnoliopsida, Gentianales, Rubiaceae. Gene Ontology annotation, molecular function: protein dimerization activity; DNA-binding transcription factor activity, RNA polymerase II-specific; RNA polymerase II cis-regulatory region sequence-specific DNA binding.